AUGCCUUCCGUUAAGAAAGAAAAGGGAACGAAGGAUAGCAAAAAGGGAGAUUCGGCAAAAGAAGAGCCAGAAAUUUGCCUAUUCCAGAUUCCCGCUUUCAAACCCAAGGCAUUCAAGUCGAAGGAUGAACUUGGUGACAUAAAAAAAGACAAACCUAUGGAUAUAAAACUAUUUAAGGAUGGUGUUCACUUUUAUCCACAGGGCAAGAAGAAAGUGAAGCACACGAUCCCAUAUGAUAAGUUGAAAGAUGUUGAAUUUGUUGAAGGGUCUCCAGAACUGGUGCGCUUAAUAGUGAAUUCCAAAGGCAAAAAAACCUGCUACCAAGUAAUGGUUACCGAUAAUGUAAAUCGAGAGAGGUUGUGUGGAUUUUUACGAGAAAAAAGAGGAAAGGAGCACCAAUCGCCUUCAACAGAGCAAAGUGAGCAAACUGCAGAGGAGCCAAGUCAGUUUGAGCAUAAACCGUCAUCUCCUAAGAAUGGGAGCUUUGCAGCUUCCAACUUUUCCAAAAAUAUGUCUUCUGAAAUGAGUUACAAUGGCAACAGCAACGUGCAUGACGAUCCUUCCAAUAAGUACAAAUCUGCAGGAUUAAAGUCAGGGCUCAAAAGCAGUAACCUGAGCAGAAACUCAGAAGCUGCAUUUGACAGACGGAGCCGAUCAACGGCCUUUAACGUGGAUUAUUCUCAGGGAGAAGACGAUUUGAACAGCAUUACUGAUCGGUUAACACAAAGUAUUCAUCAAGGUUAUGCUUCAAGUAGGCGACCUGAGUCAUCCUACUACGCAAGAAGUCGGAUUUCUCGAGAACCCAAAAACGCUAAUGAUGAUUACGAUGAACAGACGUCUGGAUACGGCUACGACGAUUCGGAAGACUCCGACGAAACGAUUGUUGUUCGACCGGUCAAACCGCGUUCCCUUACCUUCUACACACCAUUUCUUAAGGUGCCCCGAAAUAGAGAACCAUACUAUUAA
Molecule: messenger RNA, 966 nt
Organism: Echinococcus granulosus
Lineage: Eukaryota; Metazoa; Platyhelminthes; Cestoda; Cyclophyllidea; Taeniidae
Exons: 1
Coding region: 1-966 (321 amino acids)
Source: RefSeq, a predicted model, not a curated record